UGGGGCGUGGAGGGAGGCGGAGGUCGGCCGGCCGGCUGGAGGUGGGUUUGUUUGGGAACAGCCUCGCGGAAUCCCAGCGCUGGAACAAAGAGGUGGAUGAGGAGGUGCGAACUCCUUGCCUGGCAAGCUAUACAAAAUGUUCUCCCGAUUAAGAAUAGCUGUUUCCCCCUGCAUCUUGGCACACCGUGGCAUACAUACGAGAGAGAAAGGCAAGCUCUUGAUGCUGAACCCCAGGACAAACAAGGGUAUGGCUUUUACCUUAAAAGAACGACAGAUGCUGGGGCUUCAAGGACUCUUACCUCCAAAGUUUGAGACGCAGGACAUCCAAGCUUUACGUUUCCAUAAGAACAUAGCCAAAAUGACGGAUCCCUUAGAGAAAUACAUCUAUGUGAUGGGAAUCCAGGAAAGAAACGAGAAGCUGUUCUACAGGAUUCUACAAGAUGAUAUCGAACAAUUAAUGCCGAUUGUCUAUACCCCAACAGUAGGCCUUGCGUGUUCCCAGUAUGGGCAUAUUUUUAGACGGCCAAAAGGCUUAUUCAUUGCCAUAACAGAUAGGGGCCAUAUCCGAUCUAUUGUGAACAACUGGCCGGAAAAUGAUGUGAAGGCUGUUGUCGUCACAGAUGGAGAACGCAUCUUGGGCCUUGGGGAUCUGGGAGUAUAUGGAAUGGGAAUCCCAGUUGGCAAGCUCUGUUUAUACACAGCCUGUGCUGGAAUACGACCUGAUAAGUGCCUUCCUGUAUGUAUUGAUGUUGGAACGGACAAUCAGACACUUUUGCAAGAUCCAUUUUAUAUGGGACUGUAUCAGAAACGAGACCGCUCACUGCUUUAUGAUGAGUUAAUUGAUGAAUUCAUGGAAGCCAUUGUAGGCAGGUAUGGCCAGACCACCCUCAUUCAGUUCGAAGACUUUGGCAACCAUAACGCCUUCCGCUUUUUGAGGAAAUACCGAGAAAAAUACUGCACUUUCAAUGAUGACAUACAAGGGACGGCGGCGGUUGCUUUGGCUGGAUUAUUGGCAGCGCAGAAGGUGAUUGGAAAGCCCCUCACCGAACACCGGAUCCUCUUCCUCGGGGCAGGAGAAGCUGCCCUUGGAAUUGCAAAUCUCAUAGUCAUGGCUAUGGUGGAAAAUGGCCUUUCUACGGAAGAAGCUUAUAAGAAAAUUUGGAUGUUUGAUAAAUACGGCUUAUUGGUUCAGGGCCGGGAGCAAGCGAUAGAUGUCAACCAGGAGCCCUUUACUCACCCAGCUCCAGAGCACAUGCCAAAAUCUUUCUUCCACGCAGUGAAUGUGCUUCAGCCUUCUGCUAUUAUUGGGGUUGCAGGAGCCGGGCGGCUUUUUUCUCAUAAUGUCAUCAAAGCGAUGGCCGACAUCAACCAGAGGCCCAUAAUAUUUGCACUGAGUAACCCUACUGCAAAAGCAGAAUGUACCGCUGAGGAGGCAUACACACUAACAGAGGGGCGUUGCCUUUUUGCGAGCGGCAGUCCAUUUGGACCCGUGAAGCUGAGCGAUGGCCGGUCCUUCAAACCAGGCCAGGGAAACAACGCCUACAUAUUUCCAGGUGUGGCUCUUGCUGUUGUCCUGAGUGGUGUUCGGCACAUCAGUGACGAAGUCUUCUUAGAAGCUGCAAAGACGUUGACAGAGCAGCUGAGCGAGGAAGAGCUGGCAGAGGGAAGACUUUAUCCCGCACUAGCCAACAUCAGAGAAGUUUCCAUUAACAUUGCUAUAAAGGUCAUGAAAUAUUUAUAUGCCAACCACAUGGCGUUCCAUUACCCAGAGCCUGAAGACAAGGCUCAGUACAUACGAUCAAGAAUCUGGAGUUAUGAGUAUGAAUCCUUUCUGCCAGAUGUGUAUGACUGGCCAGUGUCUACAUCCUACUCAUCAGACACAUACUGACUUGCUCAGAGGCAUGCAACAUCCCCGAGGGGUAUCUGAAAUUCUGUUGGGAACCCCUUUCCAGAACAAAAUUUGAAGUAGGACAGCCUGAGACUUAAAACUUCCUUUUUGUGCUAAACAGUUGAGCCAGGCACAUAACUGUCACUUGGUUUACUUCCUAUGUUGGAUUUCCUCUCUUCUGAGGUGCAUUCCUAUGGGCAAGUUGGUUGCCUGAAACAGAGUUGAAAUUUAAUACAUUUUCUAUUCUUCCCAGGAAGCUAAUUGAACAAAAAUGGGAAACCCCUUAAUUCUUUUUAUCUUUCAUUGUUGGUCUGCUGUGUGCUAAAGCUUUUUCUGUACUGUCCCAUUUCAGGCUGUAAGCUGCAUGGGUUUACCUCACUGAAUGCUUCCCCUGAGCCAGGUUCAUGGAAGACAGAACGUUAGCAAGUCGAGGAGAGAGGGUUGGCCUAGCGUUCUUCUUGCUAUUUUGUUUUUACUUCCAGAGAUGUCCCUUUUCAUGGGAGAAGCCUCCAGAAAUGCUCUCCUCCCUCUGUAGUCUAGAAAAAAAUUCACUUCUUCAUUCUGCUGGAAGCAUAAAUUGAUGACCAAAUCACGCCAUCCAUUUUUAUACCGAUUCUGUUUGCAACCUUGAUGGCUCCUGCCUCUGUCCUAUGUGCUGAAUUUUGUAGCAUGAGUUGCACGAAGCCAGAUUUGCUGAAAAGAGAGGCUUUCCAGCUUCCUUGCUCUGUACAGAGUUGUUCCUCCCUAGAUUCAAACAUAUAAUUCUGUCCUACUUAGCUCUGCAGGUUUUUUCUGAAUUUUUUUUUUUUGCUCUGGGAAAUAUCAUUGUCAGCAAGCAAUGCUGCCAUCUCCAGGAUCCGUGUGCGUUUGUGUGCUGGCGUCUCUGAAUUCUGCAGUGAAUAAUGCAACUUUGGUAUUGGCACUUGCUACAUAUCACCUCCCUGACAUUUGUUAUACAAAGGGGCUAUUUCCCCCCCUCUAUUUUGUCUUUUCAAGUGAUUUUUUUUGUUCUGCGUACUUAGAUUGCAACACUCCUUAAUCUGAACCCCAUGACUGCUGCUUUCCCCCCCCCCCGGUCUCUGUCUCAUUGAUCUAAUAAGGGGGGGGGAACAUGUGCUUCAUUGCCCCACUCUGUGCCCUAAACGAAGCACACCUCACUCCAACGAAAAGUAUUUCUUUUUUAUCUCCAGCUAACCUUGGUUUGUGACAUGCCUAUAUAUGUUAGAUCUGGGAUCUUCUUACCGUUAUUUAUUUAUUUAUUUGCCCAUUGACCUUGCUAUGUUUCUGGGAACCCGUUAAGAAUGUAAAAGCUGCCCUCUUGGAUAAGUCAAUCUUCAGUUGGCCUGUCCAACAAAAACGACAGUAACAAUAACCUCUCCAUUUCCUCCCGUGGUGUGCUAGGUGUGCUAGGUGACAGUGCAGUGUGAAAAGGUGGAAGUUUUGCUUUUUACUUCAUUCAUCGCAGGAUGAGCGGCCCAGCCUCUGUUUUCUCAAGGAAGCACAAAACCACGAAGAGCGCAGAGCAAGUGUCGCUGACAGAAAUGCCCCCAAAGCAUCUUGCUUAACAUGAUCAGGAAGGAAGACGGUCUCAAAAUGUCACUGCUCCUCAUAAUUAAAGCCCUUUGCUGCCUCCAUGAAAUGUCUGCGGAGCAAAAGGAUUUUAAUGUGCGUUUUGACAUUUACCUGACAUAAUUCCACCCUAAGGGUGAGGCCUGUUAGAUAUGUGGUGCCUCUUAAAGUAAGAACGGGCGCAGUGCAGUCUUUUCAGGUAGCAGGAUGAAUUUUCACAUGAACUUGGCACCAGCCACAUUCCCAGAUAGGGUGACUGAGACUCCUGUGCCUAGAUUUAGCCCAGAAUCUUGGAAUUGUAGUCUCAAUGCAUCUAGGACGGCAGAUUGGAAAAGGCUGGGGGAGACUCUACACUUCAACUAUGUGUGGUAACUAUUUAGAAACUUUGCAAUCUUUUGUUUUACAGUGCUGGACUGAAACAUUUUGAAUAGAAGUUUACUUGGACCCCCCCCUUUUUUUUUUCAAUUUGGUUAAUUCGGAAGGGACUGAAUGGUGACUUUGUACCCUGUUUUCUCACAGACUCUUUCAGAAAAGUGUCCUGCACCAUUAGCAAUUUUCCUUUGCUUUCCUCUUCCAUAUAGUGUAGAAAUAUCAGUGAAACUGUAGCAUUUUAUAUAUGGCACUUCAACGGCGCCAUACUUAAAUCAGUUAUAACUGCCCAAUGGGAUGAUGUCUAUUUGUAAUUUAAGCAAUCAUAAGGAAUAAUAUGGGGUACUUUUUUGGAGAACUUUAACAUUCUCAGAAGACUUUAAGUAUCUGAGAAAUAAUUGGGAAAGAAUUCAGUUUCAGAUUGACGUUAUGCUCCGUUCUUGCCCUGCGUGCAUGGCUUUACAAUCAUGUACUUGUGGAAGAUGCUUGUGUGCUCUUAAGAAAACGUUUUAUAGGGGUCCAAGAAAUGAAUAUGAAUGGUGUAGUUGACCAGUGCCUGAGUCAACUACAUGGGGUCAUGUUGUUCAUGAGGACAGCACAUACCUUUUAGACAAAUUCAUAAUGACUUUCCACUAGUGGACGGGAAUUCAUACUAGAAAAUGCUAGCAAUAUUUGUUAGACUGCAUACUUCAGUAUAAACUCAAGCACAAUGAUAUUUUAUCCCAUAUGCGCCUACAAGGUUCACAAUCAGGUUGUCCCAGUCUGGACUGUGCCACCAGCUAUGCUGGUUCUGGGAUUUUAAGAGUCAAAGUUCAGUCCAUCUAAAGGAGGUUAAAGUUUAAGAAAGGCCCUGGAUAUCUUAAGCUGAACAUCUAAAACACCUACAGCAGAACAUAGCUAUCCGCAGUGUUUAAUUGGGAUAGCUAGCUUUGAACAUACGAUCUGUUGACACUCAAUAAAUAUGUAGUUGGCUGAAUUGAAGCAAAGUACGUGAAUUAAAUAUUUUUGUCAGAUGAUGUGUCUCUUGUUGACUGAUACUUCUUGAGACAUAAAAAUCCCUACAAGGAGAGAAAGCUGCCUUGAACUGUUGAUUUCAGUUCUGCAUGUGCUGGGAAAUAAUAAUAAUAAUUAUUAUUGUUGUUGUUGUUAAAAAAUAGGAGGGUCUUUUCAAAUUCUGGGUGCUCAGAAACAAAUGUGUGUGUGUGUUGGAAAAGUAUACCAGUUCUUAAUCAUAAGAUCUUCCUUUUGGGGGCACUUAAGCCUGUAUGAGCCACUUCUAGUCAAAUCUACAGUAAUAAUUUCAUGAGCACAUACAACUCUUUCUCUCCUUCCCCCCCCAAUUUAAGUAGAGGUAUUAGAAAUUUAGAAAAUAACAUAAUGUCAAAUUGAGGAAGUUUGCUGGAUAAAUAACUGCCGAAUUCUGCAUUUCUUUCCUGGUGUAUACCUUAGGAAAAACUACGCUGUUUAAAAAUGUUUUUAAUUUAAAACAUGUCCCUUGCAAUGUAUUAUUGUUUGGAAAAUAGGCAUCUUGUCUGUUUCAAUCAGAUUGUUUUAUUUUGUUUGGGCCUCAAACAUGGUUUUAUUGAUAGCAUUUUUCUACUUGCUCAUUCCCAUUAAUUUGGUUUUUUAAAACGAUGUCAACUUACGCUGCAGUUUGCUUUUAACAGCUGUGUUGAAUGAUCUCUCUCGAGACCUCUUUGUGAACAUGAUGGAAAAUGAACGUCAUUUCGAAGGGAUGGAUUGUUUUUAGUAAAGGUCACAAUUCCUUUGGUCGGAUUGGAUUUCUGAAUCCAAGAAGACUGGGCGGAAUUGGAACACAGCUGAUUUGUAAACUUGGCCCAAAUCUCCUUUAACAUCAUGUAUCUAGUUCAGGGAAGAACUGGUUCACACAAGCUGGAAACGAAUAAAGCCGUGACUCUGGAGUUCCUGGUAUGUUCCUUGGAACUGACUCUAAUUUGAGGACAUUAUAUACAGGAAAAAGGGACCUGUUUCCUUUAGGUGAAAUAAAGACAAAUGAGGGGUAGUGCUUCAGAACCCUUGCCUGUAAUCUUGAAAGUCUGAAUGGGGAAUGGUGACAUCAUCUGAAUCAAAAUUAAUAAGGAUUAAGUAAUACAUGUAAAUUCCAUUGAUCGUUCUAUUCCAUCAAAAUUUUCCUUCCUAAUCUGUUCCGCUGGAUGUGUUUGGAGUGUAACUUUCAAAAUGUGACUUCCUGCAGGGCUGCUGGAUGGAGCAGGCUGGUACAAAGAUUCUUGGGGCAGUUUAAAGCAAAUUAUGCCUUGGUGGGAGUAUUUCUCCCAAAACCAAAAUAACUCUCAGGAUCUAACUUUUUUCCUAGAAUAUUGUUUAUUGCAAAGGGAGCCUUUGAAAACAAACACUGUGUUUCUAAGCUGCAAAUUUGUUUUUUCCUCUUCUGCUAAUGUUGUACUGAGAGAUGGGCCACGGUUGUCUAUUUUCAUAGUAAAAGCUUUUCCUUUUUGCCUACA
Messenger RNA from Python bivittatus (Burmese python), 6309 nucleotides. It is a transcript of the gene ME2, whose product is annotated as malic enzyme 2. Gene Ontology annotation, molecular function: NAD binding; malate dehydrogenase (decarboxylating) (NADP+) activity. Gene Ontology annotation, biological process: malate metabolic process; pyruvate metabolic process. The record is from RefSeq and is a predicted model, not a curated record. NCBI's taxonomy places the organism in Eukaryota, Metazoa, Chordata, Lepidosauria, Squamata, Pythonidae. Gene Ontology annotation, cellular component: mitochondrion.